AGACUAAGGGACAUAGGCCUUAACCUAGACCUUAAGAAAUAUAUAUUCAUAGUAAAGAAAGUUAAGUACCUAGGGUAUAUCGUAGAGGCUAGGGUCUAUAUUCGCCUUAACCCUAAGAAGAUCAAGGCCAUUUACGACUUCCUAGGAUUCGCUAAUUUCUAUCACGACUUUAUUCCUAACUUCUCUAAAAAGGUAGCCCUAUUAAUAUACUUCACCUAUAAGAACGUCCUCUUCCGCUAG
This is a messenger RNA of Thermothielavioides terrestris NRRL 8126, 240 nucleotides long. RefSeq lists its product as uncharacterized. The transcript has 2 exons. The annotation marks the transcript as partial. NCBI's taxonomy places the organism in Eukaryota, Fungi, Ascomycota, Sordariomycetes, Sordariales, Chaetomiaceae. The record is from RefSeq and is a predicted model, not a curated record.